This is a messenger RNA of Mercurialis annua (annual mercury), 1203 nucleotides long. Its product is annotated as nifU-like protein 2, chloroplastic. NCBI's taxonomy places the organism in Eukaryota, Viridiplantae, Streptophyta, Magnoliopsida, Malpighiales, Euphorbiaceae. Gene Ontology annotation, biological process: iron-sulfur cluster assembly. The record is from RefSeq and is a predicted model, not a curated record. Bases 248 to 949 code for a protein of 233 amino acids. The transcript is spliced from 3 exons. Gene Ontology annotation, cellular component: chloroplast stroma; mitochondrion. Gene Ontology annotation, molecular function: iron-sulfur cluster binding; iron ion binding.
AUCCACGUGCGUCAACAAAUUUCCCUUCCCUCUUCUGUUACCAAGUAUCCAUCCACCACAAUACAGCAUCCAUUAGAAGAACAAAACUAAAAUCCGAUAAAUUAAGACGGCGCCCACCUCUACGACAAAUUCAUCUGCUAUAAAAUUCAAUUAACCUAAUUUUAGUUUAAUUGAUUCAUUAAUCAACUCGAUCUCUGUCUCGUUCUCUCUUUUGAUUUUUUGGUCUAAUAAACAAAUCAGAAAAGAGAUGCAAUCUGCUUCUGUUGUGAUUAAUCCAGCUUACUAUUGCUCUAGUAAGCUCCACCACCAAUCCCUAGAUUCUUCUGCUCCUUCUUCCAGCUCCUUUAGCUCCAGAAUCUCUCUCAAUCCGCGCGGCGGCCGUCACUUGCGGCGUAUCCCUUGCCGUUCUGUUAGGAUUCAGCCGCCCGGAUUUACACGGAGGAGGCUAGUUGUGAAGGCUGUUGCUACACCCGAUUCGGCACUUGAAUUGCCGUUAACUGCGGAGAACGUUGAGACUGUGUUGGAUGAAGUUAGACCAUAUCUUAUAGCAGAUGGAGGGAAUGUGGUAUUGCAUGAGAUUGAUGGAAAUGUUGUGCGGUUGAAGCUGCAAGGAGCAUGUGGGUCUUGUCCGAGUUCAGUUAUGACGAUGAAGAUGGGUAUUGAGCGUCGUUUGAUGGAGAAGAUCCCUGAAAUAGUUGCGGUGGAGCCGGUUACUGAUAAAGAAACUGGGCUUGAGCUGAAUGAAGAAAAUAUAGAAAAGGUUCUUGAAGAAAUUAGGCCAUAUCUUGUCGGGGCAGCUGGUGGAUCUCUUGAACUAGUGGCAAUCGAAGAGCCAAUUGUGAAAAUUAGAAUCACAGGUCCAGCAGCAGGGGUUAUGACUGUUCGAGUAGCUCUCACGCAAAAAUUACGAGAGAAAAUUCCAGACAUCGCUGCAGUCCAACUUCUGUAACUUCCUUGCCACUUGUUUAAUUUACCUAGUUACAUCCUUGAAUAAUGAGAAUGACAGUGAAGAGACUCGCCUAGUCCUUAUAAGUUGUAUUUUAUACAGUAUGUACAGAUGAGUUUAGCUUCAAUGCAAUUGAUGAAUGAUGAUAAUUCAGUUUAGAGGAAAUAUUAGUGGAAUGUAUAGCUAAAUUCUGCAUUAUUGCUUCUGUGCUAAAAUUUUGAUGUAACAUUAUUUCAUGAGAAAUAUUUAUUGUAUUA